This is a messenger RNA of Silurus meridionalis, 7811 nucleotides long. RefSeq names its product SET binding factor 1 (gene sbf1). Bases 31 to 6021 code for a protein of 1996 amino acids. The transcript has 44 exons. The record is from RefSeq and is a predicted model, not a curated record. Lineage: Eukaryota; Metazoa; Chordata; Actinopteri; Siluriformes; Siluridae.
GUCAUGCUUCCUGUGAGGGUGUGAGUGCGCAUGCGCGCGCGGUGCCGCUGUCAGGGCACGGCUCAGCUACAGUAUGGCGGCGAGCUGCUGCUGGAAGGAUGCUUCUGUCGGCCAGUCUGCUGCUGCUGCUCGGGCUGUUUCCAGAAUGUGAAGGGGAAAAUCCACCGCGCACGGAAAGUGGACAAUUUUAAGGGGCCUGUAGCCACGGAACUCGAGAUGGCCAGGCUUGCGGAUUAUUUCGUCGUGGUCGGCUACGAUCUCGAUAAGAGGGGGGGAAGUGAAGGUCAAGGCCGGAUCCUUCAGCGAUUCCCAGAGAAGGACUGGGAAGAUAACCCCUUUCCUCAGGGCAUCGAGCUGUUCUGCCAGCCCAGCGGAUGGCAACUGGUCCCUGAGCGAGAGCCUCCCUCUUUCUUUGUGGCCGUCCUCACAGACAUCAACUCCGAACGCCAUUACUGCGCCUGCUUCACCUUCUGGGAGACUGUCGAUAACCCUCAGUUAAAGGACGAGCCGAGCGAAGCAGACGAAGAUGAAAGUCCUGAUCUUGUACAGCCUGCACAGCUAUAUGCCCCCAAGAGCCUGGUGCUGGUGUCCCGCCUGGACCACACCGAGGUGUUCAGAAACUGUCUGGGACUCAUCUUCAGUGUCCACGUGGAGCACAUCAACGUUCCCCUGGAAACGGUGAUCGGGAAUCUCCUGACCUGCAUCAUUCCUGUCGCUGGAGGAUCUCAGAUUAACGAUCCCCCAGUCUGUAGUUUAUCUGACUGGCUGCUGGGUUGUUUUCAGCCAGGCGAGGAGGACAGAGAGGACAGCUUGAGGACCAUCACCUUGGGGGCAGGAGACAGACAGGUGAUCCAGACGCCCAUCAACGACUCGCUUCCUGUGAGCGGAUGCAGCGUGGCCCAUCUCUUCAGGCAGCUCGGUAUCGUGAACGUAUUGUAUCUGUUCUGCGCCGCUCUGACCGAGCACAAGAUCCUCUUCCUGUCCAAGAGCUACCAGCGGCUCACUGACGCCUGCCGAGCGCUGCUGGCUAUCAUGUUCCCGCUAAAAUACAGCUUCACCUAUGUCCCCAUCCUUCCCGGGAAGCUCCUGGAAGUCCUCAGCACACCGACACCCUUCAUCAUCGGCGUCAACUCCUUUUUUCGCUUGGAGACUCAGGAGCUGUUGGACGUCAUCAUCGCAGAUCUGGACGGAGGCACGGUGACUAUCCCGGAGUGUGUCCACAUAUCUCUGCUGCCUGAGCCUCUUCUGCAGCACACACAGGCGGUGCUCUCCAUGGUGCUGGAUCCGGAGCUGUCUGUAGCAGAUCACGCUUUCCCUCCGUCCUCCACGCAGCCCUCGCCAGUAAGGAUCCAGGACAAAGAGGUCCGUGCCGUGUUUCUGUGGCUCUUCGCGCAGCUUUUCCAUGGAUAUCGCUGGUGUCUGCAUAUCAUUCGUAUUCACCCCGAGCCGGUCAUUCGCUUCCAUAAGGCUGCUUUUCUGGGUCAGCGAACGCUCUCCGAGGACGACUUCCUGAUGAAGGUGCUGGACGGCAUGGCGUUUGCGGGCUUCGUGUCUGAGCGAGGGCCGCCGUACAGACCCACGGACCUGUUUGACGAUCUCAUCGCCAACCAGGUGGAGCGAAUCCGGCGCGAGCAGAACGACCUGCACAAAGUGAUGAACCACAUCAAGGAGCUGGCCGAGCAUUUAUUCAAAAACGAGAACCCGUACCCUGCAGUAGCCAUGCACAAAACUCAGCGCUCAGCGUUGGACAGUCCUCAGUCUCAGAUCCCUGUGUCUCUGACCCCCUUUCCGUUCCUGGACGAGGUCUCUGUCCAGCUGUUUAUCGAUCACGCAGCUGCUAAGCUCAUAUCGGCGCCCCCUGUGGUCAAAUCUGAGCUGAAGGAGAUGGCGCCCUCAGGCCCUCCCCUAGGUGAUACCGUGGACAGAAACGGCAGCGUCCUGGCAAACAGUGCGCGGAGGCUGGAGGUCGUCAGGAACUGCAUCAUGUACAUCUUUGACAACAAGUUGCUGGAGGCCAAGAAGUUGAUGCCGGCGGUGUUGCGGGCGCUGAAAGGGCGUGCAGCUCGUGUGUGUUUGACUCAGGAGCUGAACCAGCAUGUGCUGCAGAACAGAGCCGUGCUGGAUGACCAGCAGUUCGACUACAUUGUGCGCAUGAUGAACUGCGCGCUGCAGGACUGCUCUCACAUGGAUGAACAUGGCAUUGCAGCAGCUCUCCUGCCCCUCGUCACUGCUUUCUGUCGGAAACUUGGUGGAGGCAUCACUCAGUUUGCAUACAGCUGUGUGCAGGAUCACAUGGUGUGGACCAACAUGCAGUUUUGGGAGGCCAUGUUUUACAGCGAUGUACAGAACCAUAUCAGAGCUCUUUAUCUGGAGACAGACGAGCGAGCCACAGCAGGAUCUGAUGAGGAUGGUGCGGGCAGGCCGGAGCAGCUCAGCGCGCUGGAGAUGGCGUCGGAGCAGACACGCCUGUGGCCGACUUUGAGCAAAGAGUGUCAGCAGGAACGCGUGCAGAAGGAGGAGAGCACCGUGUUCAGCCAGGCCAUCCACUACGCCAACCGCAUGAGCUACCUGCUGCUGCCGCUCGACACCAGCAAGAACCGCCUGCUGCGCACCACCGGCCUGGCCGAGGUCGAGAGCGUCAGCAACAGCUUCGUCACUAACAGCAUCGCAGGCAGUAUGGCCGAAAGCUACGACACCGAGAGCGGCUUUGAGGACGCCGAGAGCUCCGACGUGGCCAAUUCGGUGGUUCGCUUCAUCAACCGCUUUGUAGACAAAGUGUGCAAUGAGAGCGGCGUGACCAACGAACACCUGAAGGCCCUUCACAUCAUGAUACCAGAUAUCGUUCAGAUGCACAUCGAGACGUUGGAAGCGGUCAACCGAGAGAGCAAGAGGCUGCCUCCUAUCCAAAAGCCCAAGCUCUUGAGGCCCACUCUCUUAGCGGGUGAGGAGUUUGUGAUGGAUGCUAUGCGUGUGCACCUCCUGUCAGAUGGCCGAGACGAGGCCACGGGGGUAAGGGGCGGUCCUCCACUCCUGCCUGCUGAGGGUGCCAUCUUCCUCACCACCUACAGGAUCAUCUUCAAGGGCACACCCAACGACCCGCUGGUUGCAGAGCAGGUUGUGACGCGCUCCUUCCCCGUGGCCUCCCUCACUAAGGAGAAGAAACUUCAAUCAGGCAAUUUACCUGUAGACCAGUUUGUACAGGAGGGUCUGCAGCUCCGCUCCUGUACCUUUCAGUUGAUGAAGAUAGCGUUUGAUGAGGAGGUGGCGUCAGACCUCGCCGAGGUUUUCCGGAAGCAUAUUCACAAACUGCGAUACCCUCAACACGUCCACGGCACUUUUGCCUUCACCGUGGGUCAGUCAGCCAAGAUAAUGGUGGAGCACAAGACCAAGGACAAAAACCAGUCUCUAAAAACCCUCUCUAAAAACCUGGUGAAGAGCGCUAAGAAGACCAUCGGACGACAGUACGUGACCCGGAAGAAGUACACCCCUCCGACCUGGGAGCACCGGAGCAGUUUGCAGUCUGAAACGGACAUGGAUGAGAUCUCUGUGUCUGAGGAUGUUGAGCAGAGCUCGCUCACGCUUUCCUCUACCAUCCGCUCGUCUGACCGCCAGACCAUGAGCAACGUCGUUGAACGCGCAUGUUGCCGUGACUACCAGCGUCUGGGACUGGGCACGCUCAGUAACAGCCUGACGCGCUCGAAGAACGAGCCUUUCCGGAUCUCUACUGUCAACCGCAUGUACAACACCUGCAGGAGUUAUCCGGGCCUGCUGAUCGUACCACAGAACAUCCCCGACUUGACACUCCAGCGCAUUUCCCGCUGCUACAGACAGAGCCGCUUCCCCGUGGUGUGCUGGAGGAAUUCCCGCACUAAAGCCGUGCUCCUGCGCUCGGCCGGUCUGCACGCCAAGGGAGUCGUGGGAUUCUUCAAAUCUCCAAACGCCCCCAGUGCAGGUCCCUCUCAAGCUGACUCCACCAGUAUAGAGCAGGAGAAGUACCUGCAGGCCAUCAUCAGCUCCAUGCCCUCCUACAGCGAGGCCAGUGGAAGAAACACACUCAGCGGCUUUACAUCCAUCCACAUGAACACCUCAGACUCAUCUGACAAACUGAGACAACCGAAAAUCGGAGCUCUUAUGAAGCAGGUUAUGGGAACUAAAGAGGAUGUGCCUGGAACCUUCAGUCGUGGAGUGCUGGGCCAGAGGGCAAAGGUCAUCUCGCUCUCGCAGCCUAAGGUUUCGGUCAAGGCCCGCGGCUCACCCCGAGGAAAGUGGGGCAGUAUCCGAGGCAGCGGGCGUCACUCUGGGUAUAAUCCUGAAGUGGGAAACCGGCUAGCAGGAAAGGAUGCCCCUCAGGCAAACGGCGGGCCGACCGAGCCCUACUUCCUCCAUCAGCAAAGAGCGUAUCUGUACAUCAUCGGGGACAAGAACCAGCUAAAGGGAGGAAAGCAGGACUCGUUCCAGCAGUGGGAGGUGGUACCCAUCGAGGUGUUCGACGUCCGGCAGGUGAAGAACAGUUUUAAGAAGCUGAUGAGGGCCUGCGUUCCUUCCUGCACUUCCACUGAGCCCAACAUGUCCUUCCACCGCUGCCUCGAGGAGUCUGAAUGGAUGAAUUUGCUUCACAGGCUGCUCCAGGUGUCCGUUCUGGUGGUGGAGUUAUUGGACACCGGCUCGUCGGUCAUGGUGAGCUUGGAGGACGGAUGGGACGUGACCACUCAGGUGGUGUCUCUGGUGCAGUUGCUGUCAGAUCCGUACUACCGCACGUUCGAUGGCUUCCGGUUAUUGGUGGAGAAGGAGUGGCUGUCGUUCGGUCACCGUUUCAGCCACCGAGGCGCUCAGACGCUGGCCAGCCAGAGCAGCGGCUUCACCCCCAUCUUCCUGCAGUUCCUUGACUGUGUGCACCAGAUCCAUCAUCAGUUCCCUAUGGAGUUUGAGUUCAGUCAGUAUUAUCUAAAGUUUCUGGCUUAUCACUAUGUGUCUAAUCGCUUCCGGACUUUUCUGCUGGACUCUGAUUAUGAGCGAAUAGAGCUGGGUGUUAUGUAUGAGGAAAAAGGAGAGAGGAAGAACCCUCAAGUCUGUAAGUCCGUAUGGGAUUACAUCGACCGUCUGCACAAGACCACCCCCAUCUUCUACAAUUACAUGUUCUCUCCAGAAGAAGAGGAGGUUUUAAAGCCCUACAGUUUCAUCUCCAACUUGAAGGUGUGGGACUACUACACAGAGGAGACUCUCUCCGAGGGACCGUCCUAUGACUGGGAGUUGGUGCAGGGGAAAACCGAGGAUCCGGACGAGGAGAAAGCCGAGACGGCUGCACCCAAAUCGCAGAGGCAGGUGGUGUGGCCUUGUUAUGACAGCCUGAGCAAAGUGCUGCCAGACGCCAUCACUAAACUGCUGCAGGAUGUGCAGAACCUCGAGGCGGAACUCGGACACACCUCUGAGAGAUGGAAGGAGAAGUGGGAUAAGAUAAAGACCACGCAACGCACCGAGACCAAACUAGAGAGUCGGCCCUCUUUCUCCAGCUCGCUCCUGAUGUCGUCCAACCUUACCCACCAGAGGCGCACUCAGGGCAUGUACUUGCAGGAGAGCGGAGUUGGCUCCUCCAUCAACCUGGCGCUGGAGUGCGAGGCCAGCGCCACCUCCACACCGGCCACCAACCGCACCUCCACCAGCACGCUUUAUUCCCAGUUCAGAAGCACCGAGAGUGAGAACCGGAGCUUUGAAGGAAUCUUAUUUAAAAGAGGAGCCUUGCUGAAACCUUGGAAGCCGCGCUGGUUUGUGCUGGACAAGACCAAGCAUCAGUUAAGAUACUACGAAACGAGGCAGGAUAAAGAGUGCAAGGGGGUCAUCGAGCUGGCCGAGGUGGAGUCUGUCAUUCCAGGUGCUCCUGCCAUGGGAGCUCCAAAAAACAUAGAGGAGAAAGCCUUCUUUGAUCUAAAAACGACCAAACGAGUGUACAACUUCUGUGCGCAGGACAGCCAAAACGCACAGCUGUGGAUGGACAGUAUUCAGAGUUGCCUAUCUGACGCAUAGAUGAAGGGCGGGCCUGUGUGUGUGUGUGUGUGUGUGUGUGUGUGUGUGUGUGUGUGUGUGUGUGUGGAAGAGAGAAACUUUACUGUGAUUGGACACAUGGGUGAUGCUCCUGGCUCUCGAAUGACGUGGAGAGAACCACGUUUAUCUUAAAGGAAAAAAAAAAAGAUUUGCACCUCGCCACAUUUCAGUGUUUUUGUAUAAAACAAAUUACAAAAAAAAAAAAAAAAAACGAGAAAAAAAACUCCCCGAAAGACUGACGUGGACGCGAGUAGCCUAACCACUAUACACACCUCCUGGAUGUUCUCUUCUGCUCUGUGGAUACGAGGCAUGGCGUCACUAAUCCCAAUCUCUCGCUCCUUUUCUUCCCAAAACUACUGCCAGACGAAACGAACGCUAUGCAGGGGUUCUGAGCAUGCCCAGUACAGCACCUCACCCAAAAAACCACGCCAGCUCUUCACUGUCAGAUUCCACGCCACGUUCCGAAGACACGCCCAUUUCCCUGUAAUCAUGAUUCUUCUCUUCGCUCAGAUUCCUUUUUCAUGCUCAUCAGCUUUUAUCGCGGCGACGACGAGGCGCACGGAAGCACGGCGUCGCUCUUAACGGUUCAUGAAGGAUCUUUACGGCUUCAUUCAUCAAAAAAAAAGUCUGUGUAUAUCCAAUGUUAGUCAUUAAUCCCUCCACAUGCCAGUUCUCACAUUAGCGUGUUUACAAGACGUAUAUACAAGACCAACUAGAACCACUAUUAACUUUACAAGUGUAAGGGUCUGUUGUGUUGUGGUGAUUCAUUUACGAUGAAAAUAUUGUUCUAAAUAUGUCCUGCACACGAGCAGAUGAAGCACUCGAUUAACGCUUACGUUUACACCAGAUUUGAAGCUGAGAUUUACCACAAAAUUUUGAAACAUUUAUUAAACAAGGUUUGUUUAUAUAUAUAUAUAUAUAUAUAUAUAUAUAUAUAUAUAUAUAUAUAUAUAUAUAUAUAUAAAAUCCUUUUCAGUCCUUACAGGUUGGUGUUGUUUUAGUAAAACUGGCAACCUGCUCUUAUCUAUCGACCCUACAUUCAAAGAUUUUUUUUUAUUUAUUAUAAUAAUUAUUUGACUUUUUUUUUUUUCUUUUUUUUUUUUUAUUAUGCGAAUUGUUCAUUGGAAGCUCAGGUCACCUGAUCUCCACGAUCUCACACCUUGUCGUUGUCAGUGUUUUUAGUUACCUUCUCUUUAAAAUCCUGUACAUAGAGGAGUUCCCGUCUGUAUUCUUUCAAAAAAGUUUAUUUAGCUGGUCCGGGUGAAGGCUGCAAAUAUGCGUCACGUUCCCCCUUUUUUAUUUCGAGGAUGAAAACUAACACACACACCCACCCACAUUUACACACGUAUAUAUAAAAUGUAUGUACACACAUACAGUGUAAAAUAGGGUAAUACCUCUGUCAUGUUGAACAUAAAAUCCGAAUUGUAGAUUUUUGUUCUGAUAACUCCCUUUGUACAUAAUCUACAGAUUUCUAUGUUUGUUAGUAAUUUAUUUAACUUUGUCUCCUCAAAACACCACUUAACGUUUUUGAAUUAGAAACUCCAGUAUGUGCCAUUGUUUAUUUCUGUAUUAACUAUUGACUAAUGCAGUUUUUUUUUUUUUUUUUUAAAUCUUCAGAUAUGACUCAAAUAAAUCCUCAGUGUCCUUUUUUUUUCUAACAUGGUGGUGUUCUCAUUGUACAUGUUCCUCUUGGAUUGUUGUUAUGUAAGUGGGAUAACAGAGGAAAUCUUGUUCUCAUUCACUUAUUAAUACAUUCAUGCUGUUACAAGAAA